Messenger RNA from Alligator mississippiensis (American alligator), 4413 nucleotides. It is a transcript of the gene PDE8A, whose product is annotated as phosphodiesterase 8A. NCBI's taxonomy places the organism in Eukaryota, Metazoa, Chordata, Crocodylia, Alligatoridae. The record is from RefSeq and is a predicted model, not a curated record. Gene Ontology annotation, biological process: cellular response to epidermal growth factor stimulus; signal transduction; positive regulation of ERK1 and ERK2 cascade. Gene Ontology annotation, molecular function: 3',5'-cyclic-AMP phosphodiesterase activity. The coding region runs from base 404 to 2977 and encodes 857 amino acids. The transcript is spliced from 22 exons.
UCCCCCGCCUCUCGCCAUUUCCGCGCCCCGGGGCGGGGGACCCGCGCGGGCCCCGUGGAGGCCCUUUGAUGCCGGCCUCCGGGGCGCCCCGCUGCGCCCUGCCGCGGGGGCCGCGCUGAGCGCGGCAUGCGGCGCCCGCUGCUCGGGGCCCUGCGGAGGAGGAGCGGGGCAUGACUCGGCCGUGAGGGAGGGCCGGGGGCCCCCGGCCGCGCGCGGGGCGCUGCAGCAUGAGGCCGGGGCGCCGCUGAGCCGGGCUCCUUCCUGCGCGCGUGUCCCGGGCCGGGGGAUGACAGCGCCCGCGGGGCGGCGGGGCGGCGCUUCCACCCGGUAGCGGGCGCGGGGACGCGAGGAGCCGGAGCCGGAGCCGGAGCCGGGAGCAGCCCCCGGCGGCCGCGCGCCAAGCAUGGGCUGCGCCCCGAGCAUCCACAUCUCCGACAGCCGCGUGGUGUACCGCAGCAGCAAGGAGUCGGAGGAGUCGCACUCGCCCCAGCAGACCAACGCCAGCAUGGCUCAGCAGCAGCAGCAUCCGCCGGGCAACCCCGUGCCGGGAUUAUUCAUCAAGUCCUCCAACCCCGCCGCCUACAAGGCGAGGACUAAUUCCGCUCGGAAGGAGCGCAGGGACAACAGCCAGAGCCUGGAGGCGGAGACGCAGAGCGGCAGAGCCAGUGUUAAGGUGCCACUAACAGAUGUUCAGUUUGGCCCUAUGAGACUCCAUCAGGAUCAACUUCAGGUACUUUUAGUGUUUGCCAAAGAAGAUAACCAGAGUAACGGGUUCUGUUGGGCAUGCGAGAAAGCUGGAUUCCGGUGUAACAUUGCCAGGACACCUGAAUCUGCACUAGAAUGUUUUCUGGAUAAGCACCAUGAAAUCAUCAUUAUUGAUCAUAGACAUUCCAGAUAUUUUGAUGCAGAAGCACUAUGCAGGUCUAUCAGAACAACCAAACCCUCAGAAAACACAGUCAUUAUCGGUGUAGUACGAAGACAUGGUGAUCGUGAAGAGUCAUCAGUAUUGCCCCUCAUUUCUGCAGGCUUCACAAGGAGAUAUGUAGAAAAUUCUAAUAUCAUGGCCUGUUACAAUGAACUAAUUCAGCUGGAAUUUGGAGAGGUGCGGGCACAAUUUAAACUAAGGGCUUGUAAUUCAUUAUUUACAGCAUUAGAGAAAAGUCAAGAAGCCAUUGAGAUCACAAGUGAAGACCAUGUAAUACAGUACGUCAAUCCUGCAUUUGAAACCGUGAUGGGCUAUCAAAUAGGUGAAUUAAUAGGGAAGGAAUUAACAGAAGUGCCUAUAAAUGAAAAAAAAGCUGAUUUCCUAGAUACUAUUAAUUCCUGUAUAAAGAUAGGAAAGGAAUGGCAAGGAAUGUACUAUGCCAAAAAGAAAAAUGGAGAUAGCAUACAGCAAAAUGUGAAGAUAAUACCUGUCAUUGGACAGGGAGGGAAGAUUAGACACUAUGUGUCAAUUAGUAGACUGUGCAAUGACAACAAUAAGGUGGAAAAAACAUGUGAACGUGUUCAGGCUGAAUCUCAGACAGAUAUUCAGACUUGCAGACACAAAGAUAGGAGGAAAGGAUCGCUAGAUGUCAGAUCUACAACCUCCCGAGGAAGUGAUGGCAGCUCACAAAGGCGGCAUUCCUCCAUGGCCAGGAUACAUUCCAUGACUAUUGAAGCACCCAUCACCAAGGUAAUAAAUAUUAUCAAUGCUGCACAAGAAAGCAGCCCCAUGCCUGUUGCAGAAGCUUUAGACCGAGUACUGGAGAUUCUCAGAACCACUGAGUUAUACUCUCCCCAGCUUGGGACAAAAGAUGAAGAUCCACAUACAAGCGAUCUUGUUGGAGGGUUAAUGACAGAUGGUUUACGAAGAUUAUCAGGGAAUGAAUAUUUAUUGUCUGCAAAACAAACUCAUCAGGUGCCUGGCAGUUUGAUCUCUCCUAUCUCCCUUAAUGAUAUCCCCCCACGGAUAACACAAGCAAUGGAAAAUGAAGAACACUGGGACUUUGAUAUUUUUGAACUUGAGGCUGCCACUCAUAAAAGGCCUUUGGUUUAUCUUGGUCUCAAAAUGUUUGCUCGCUUUGGAAUAUGUGAAUUCCUAAACUGUUCAGAAUCAACUCUGAGGUCAUGGUUACAGGUUAUUGAAGCCAACUACCAUUCCUCAAACUCCUACCAUAACUCUACUCAUUCUGCAGAUGUGCUCCAUGCCACCGCCUAUUUCCUGUCCAAAGAAAGGGUAAAGCAAACAUUGGAUCCCAUUGAUGAGGUUGCUGCUCUCAUUGCUGCCACUGUUCAUGAUGUGGAUCACCCAGGAAGAACAAACUCUUUCCUGUGUAAUGCUGGCAGUGAACUAGCGAUCCUCUACAAUGACACUGCAGUACUAGAGAGCCAUCAUGCUGCCCUGGCUUUCCAGCUCACUACCCGGGAUGAUAAAUGCAAUAUAUUUAAAAACAUGGAGAGGAAUGAAUAUCGAACCCUGCGUCAAGCCAUUAUUGACAUGGUCCUAGCAACAGAAAUGACAAAGCACUUUGAGCAUGUCAACAAAUUUGUCAACAGCAUUAAUAAACCUUUGGCAGCACUAGAAGAAAAUGGGAAUAAUGGUGAUGGAGACCCAGUCAAAACCGUGCUCACAUCUCCUGAGAAUCGUAUCCUUAUAAAGCGUAUGCUGAUAAAGUGUGCAGACGUUUCCAAUCCAUGCAGACCUCUAGAGCAGUGCAUUGAAUGGGCCGGUCGUAUCUCUGAGGAAUACUUUGCACAGACUGAUGAAGAAAAGAGGCAAGGUUUACCUGUGGUGAUGCCUGUUUUUGACAGAAAUACUUGUAGUAUCCCCAAGUCCCAAAUAUCAUUUAUUGAUUACUUCAUCACGGAUAUGUUUGAUGCUUGGGACGCAUUCGCAGACCUGCCAAAUUUGAUGCAGCAUCUGGAUAAUAACUUUAAAUACUGGAAAGGACUAGAUGAAAGGAAGCUUCGAAGUCUUCGACCACCACCUGAAUAGCGAUUAGGCCAGGGUGUGUAAUUUACCUAACCAGAUGCAUAUUUAUUCAAGCUCACUUUUGUUCAUGUGAUUUCAGAUUUGUUUUGGUCUCUUCAGUAUUACAGUAAGGCUAAAUCCAUGCACUUGUGGAACUUUCCAUUUUAAAAGAACAUGAAAUCAGCAGUUGACUCCUGCAAACUAUCGUGUAUGGACUCCAAUGAAAUAAGCCUAUGAAGCUGAAUUACACUGGAUUGCUGCAGUAACUGUACUGAAGAGGGUCUAUUAGUGAACAUAUUUUUUUGCAUUAUCUUCAUACCAAUAUGUGAAGCUUGAAGACAUCCUCAUAAAAAGGGUGUACUCUAGAAGAUUUUGCUUAAUCCUCAAUUCUGCAAGUGAAGAAGUGUCUAUUAAUAGUGACUCACAGCUUUUCUGAGAAAGCUCCAUGCUUUUUAUAAGCACUUAAGAACAGUUACGUAUAACAAUCAGACAUUUAAACUGCAACUCUUCAUGAAGGAGUUUUUGAUCUAUGAAAAAUAGAUGUACUCUAUUUUUUCACAUCACAGAAGGUGCAAUCAUUCACUUCUGAGCACUACUGAAAGUGAGUUCUCUUAAAGAAAUUUAGUAGCAAAUGUAAAAAAAUAACAAGAAUUUUUGAAGUUGAUCGUUAGCAUCUAUGAUUAAAAUGAUAUGUUUUAUUUAUUUUGUUAGAUGUUCAAUAUUUUCUAUGAAUUUAUAAAUACUUAAAAGCCAAAGCCAACUUUAGAUGCAUUACAAAUUUACAUGAUUCAUACUCAUUAAUAUACAUUUAAUUGAUGUACAGACCUUUUAUUUUCAUAAUGCAAAUACAAAAUACUAUACAAUGAUACAUUUUUAUUGCACUGUAAGGAUAGAUGUGUAUGGUUAAAUAUUGUCUGAUUUAUGUUAAUUAAAAUAAGUUUUAUUGAAAGGUCUCACUUGAGAGUAGUAAAAUAAACAAAAAAUGUAUACUGUCUAAGGAACAGAGCUGCAGUACUUAUCUCUCACAAUCCUAGUGAUGACCAUAUGAUCUUCCCUUGGAUUAAAAAAAAAGAAGUUGGAACAUUAAUUUGUUUCCACCCCCCUAAAAUUUUAUAAUUAAGCUCCCUAUCAAAAGUCUGCCUUAUUUUAUACAGUAUUUCUACAAAGCAUUCCACAGCAUAGAUGAGGGGAGUAAUACUAAAUAUUUAAUGAAUUUCCACAUUUUAUAGCCUGUGUAUUUUCCUCUGCAGUGAAAAAAAUCUUUACUCCAGAAGUUUGUAAAGGCUGUGUACCUUCACAAUUUGAAUGAAACAUUCACAGCAAAACACCAGAAAAUAAUAAAAUGUAUAUUUUAAGAAGUGUCAAAGUUCUAGCCAUUUCAUUUGAAACAUUUUAUUUAUUUUUUUAAUUUGCACACUAGCAGAUAGAGAUGUGAAAUUAAACAAUUUCUUUUAAACAUA